Messenger RNA from Carlito syrichta (Philippine tarsier), 2707 nucleotides. It is a transcript of the gene MAP3K2, whose product is annotated as mitogen-activated protein kinase kinase kinase 2. Gene Ontology annotation, biological process: protein phosphorylation. Gene Ontology annotation, molecular function: protein kinase activity; ATP binding. NCBI's taxonomy places the organism in Eukaryota, Metazoa, Chordata, Mammalia, Primates, Tarsiidae. Bases 1 to 1644 code for a protein of 547 amino acids. The record is from RefSeq and is a predicted model, not a curated record. The transcript is spliced from 13 exons.
AUGGCAGAUGCUAAGGAUGUUGAUAUGUCUCACCAGAUGAAAGUGCAAUUGGUAAUUCCAUUAACCACCCAAGAUGACUUGGACAAAGCUGUGGAACUGCUGGAUCGUAGUAUUCAUAUGAAGAGCCUCAAGAUAUUACUUGUGAUAAAUGGAAGUACACAGCCUACUAAUUUAGAACCAUUGCCAUCACAAGAAGAUUUGGAUAACACAGUAUUUGAAGCAGAGAGGAAAAAGCGGCUUCCUAUAAUAGGUCCCAGUAAUAGAGAUAGAAGUUCCCCUCCCCCAGGAUACAUUCCAGAUGAAUUGCACCAGGUUGCCCGGAAUGGGUCAUUCACUAGUAUCAACAGUGAAGGAGAGUUCAUUCCAGAGAGCAUGGACCAAAUGCUGGAUCCAUUAUCCUUAAGUAGCCCUGAAAAUUCUGGCUCAGGAAGUUGUCCAUCACUUGAUAGUCCUUUGGACGGAGAGAGUUAUCCAAAAUCACGAAUGCCUAGGGCACAGAGCUACCCAGAUAAUCAUCAGGAAUUUUCAGACUAUGAUAACCCUAUCUUUGAGAAAUUUGGAAAAGGAGGAACAUAUCCAAGAAGGUAUCAUGUUUCAUAUCAUCAUCAAGAGUAUAAUGACGGUCGUAAAACUUUUCCAAGAGCUAGAAGGACCCAGGGGACCAGCUUCCGGUCUCCUGUGAGUUUCAGUCCUACUGAUCACUCCUUAAGCACUAGUAGUGGAAGCAGUGUCUUUACCCCAGAGUAUGACGAUAGUCGAAUAAGAAGAAGGGGAAGUGACAUCGACAACCCGACCUUGACUGUAAUGGACAUCAGCCCACCCAGCCGUUCACCUCGAGCGCCAACCAACUGGAGAUUGGGCAAACUGCUUGGCCAAGGAGCCUUUGGCAGGGUCUACCUCUGUUAUGAUGUUGAUACAGGAAGAGAAUUGGCUGUUAAGCAAGUUCAGUUUGACCCCGACAGCCCUGAGACCAGCAAGGAAGUAAAUGCACUUGAGUGUGAAAUUCAGUUGUUGAAAAACUUGCUGCAUGAGCGCAUUGUUCAGUAUUAUGGCUGCUUGAGGGAUCCCCAGGAAAAAACACUUUCUAUAUUUAUGGAAUAUAUGCCAGGGGGUUCAAUUAAGGACCAAUUAAAAGCUUAUGGAGCUCUUACUGAGAAUGUGACUAGGAAAUACACUCGUCAGAUUCUGGAAGGUGUUCAUUAUUUGCACAGUAACAUGAUUGUUCAUAGAGAUAUCAAAGGCGCAAAUAUCCUGCGAGAUUCAACAGGCAACGUCAAACUAGGAGAUUUUGGGGCCAGCAAACGGCUUCAGACCAUCUGUCUCUCAGGGACAGGAAUGAAGUCUGUCACAGGCACACCGUACUGGAUGAGCCCUGAAGUAAUCAGUGGUGAAGGUUAUGGCAGAAAAGCAGAUAUCUGGAGUGUAGCAUGUACUGUGGUAGAAAUGCUAACUGAAAAGCCGCCUUGGGCUGAAUUUGAAGCAAUGGCUGCCAUCUUUAAAAUCGCCACUCAGCCAACAAACCCAAAGCUGCCACCUCAUGUCUCAGACUAUACUAGAGAUUUCCUCAAACGGAUUUUCGUAGAGGCCAAACUGAGACCAUCAGCUGAUGAACUCCUACGGCACAUGUUUGUGCAUUAUCACUAGCAGCCAGUAACCUCUCCUGUGCCUCUACCCCGCUCCCACCUAUUCAUUGACCUUCUCUCUGACUGCACUUUUCUUUUUUUAUAAAAAAAGAGAGAUGGGGGAGAAAAAAGACAAGAGGGAAAGUAUUUCUCUUGAUUCUUGGUUAAAUUUGUUUAAUAAUAAUAGUAACCUAAAUUUUUUAUAUUUAAUCUUUUUUUCCUUACAAAAACUUGAAACUUCUUUUUUUUUUAAUUUUUAUAAUGUACUGAUGUGGUUCAGAGAGAUAAAGCACUUUAGUACAUAGUCACUCUUUUUAGUACAAAUCAUUUGGAAUACCUAAAGAUUGUAGAGUCUUUCUUGUAUCACGGACAUAUCAGUGGUGUUUGGGAGACAUGGAAAAUAAGGAGAAGAAAAUGAUGUAUAAUUUGUAGUUUUUAGGGAUAGUAUUUAAAGUAGAUCCUCAUUUGUGAGGUUGAGCCCUAAACUUGAGUUUAGGGUAGAGGUACUCAAAGAAUAUAGAUUCCUUCUUAUGUCUGUAUUCUUUAGAUCCUAACCUCUGUCUACCAAGCAUUUUGCUCAGUAGGAAUCUUGAUAGAAGAUAUGAAUCUCUAAGAGGUAUGUUUAUUUGUUAACUCUAACCCGUAAAAUAAGCAAAUACACUAUAAUAGAUCCAUGUUACUGGAGUCUGUAAACCUUGAGGGAUAGCUUUCUGCUUAAACAAAAUCCUGUUUCAUUUUAAAGUCAAUGAGCAGAUCCAAGUAAAAGUCAAAAGGAGAUUGCUCUCGUUGUGUGUGAGCAGUAGAAGAAACCACAUUUGCUAGUUAGUAGAAAUAAAGAAAAAAAAAAGAACUGAGUAUUUAGUGCAUUUUAAACUAUGUUCUUUACUUGAGGGGGCAAGUCCCAAAAUUAAAGGAAUGGAGAAAUAAUUAAAAUCAUGUAUACUACCUUCCUACUUCUAGCUCCUGAUUCUUCACAGAUAACAUUUUUAGUACCUAAGAGUUUGGCCAGGAGUAUCCAUGUGUUAUGUCAUGAGAUGAAACCCUUGUUCUUGGGAUCACAGAAUAUUAAAGUACCUCAAAAAAAA